AACGCAGUCGUGUUGCGAAGUGUUUGUGUUUAACAAGUUUUAGUGUUUUGGCUAGGUAUUAUUUUAUAAGGUCAGUAGGUAUUUGAAAAACUAUAAUGGCCCAGCGCACAGUUCUGAACGACAACUACAAAGGCUUGGUGGAGUCUGUCUCCAUCCCGGCGGUGGUGGAAGAGCGAGAUGGCAAGAAGUUUGCGCGCUCCGGCUCCGUCGUGCCUAUACAUUGCUGCACGCCGGAUGAGAUCUCAGCCUACGCCCCAAAGACGCACCACUACUGCGACGUGUUCACAGAGGAGGUGCUGGCGCCGCUGGAGGAGCUCGCCUUCGUGAGGCUCGACCAGAACACUGCCGAGAAGGUAUUCAUAAACCGCAAGAAGCGCAUCCUGCUGACCUCGAGCGACGGGGCGCUGGCGCAGUGGCGGUGCGCCCCCACCUUCGAGUCCAGCAACCAGUACAUCGCGGGGGCGCCAAUAGUCAACAAGGAGGGGGCGCUCAUUAGUGUUGUGACCGCGAGAGUGGGCAACCAUUAUGCUGUCUCUAGUUUUGAGGGCGACGGCGGAUACUUCGAAACGCCGCAACCGUGGAAGAUUCUAGACUCUUCCACCGGUCUGAUCUAUGGCGACCGGGUGUUCCCCACUCACGAGGCGCUCAAAGACUUCAUAGCAACAUUAGGCCCCGCGGCACUGGGCCCGGACCGCCCCCCCACUCCGGUCCUGGUCAGGGGCGCCAACCCACGCGUCGCGUUUAUAACGAAAGAAGGGCGGGAAAUAGCUCACAACUACUUGCAAGGGGUUAUUUCGAAGGGGGUUGAGUAUUUGUGAGGUUCGGUUUUGAAUAUUUUAUAAAUAAUAUUGGACCAAAAUAUAGGCAGCUAAUGCUAAAGAAAUAAGAAAAUGAAAAUGGCGACCUUUACAUUUAAGUACACACAUAGGGAAUAUGAUUAAUUUAAGAUAAAUAUUGUAUCUUAUCUACCUACUCAUGCAUUUAGUUUUAUAACUACAUAUUAAUAAUCAGUUUGUUUUGUAUGAUACAUUAUAGGUACCUAUAGAAUAAAGAUUUAUAAAUAAAUAACAACAAUUUUACAAAAA
Messenger RNA from Plutella xylostella (diamondback moth), 1085 nucleotides. Its product is annotated as poxin. Gene Ontology annotation, molecular function: nuclease activity. NCBI's taxonomy places the organism in Eukaryota, Metazoa, Arthropoda, Insecta, Lepidoptera, Plutellidae. The record is from RefSeq and is a predicted model, not a curated record.